Molecule: messenger RNA, 2595 nt
Organism: Diversispora eburnea
Lineage: Eukaryota; Fungi; Glomeromycota; Glomeromycetes; Diversisporales; Diversisporaceae
Source: the annotation of a GenBank genome assembly
AUGUCUCAUUACGGUGGUGGUUAUCCCCCUCCCGAAGGUGGUUACCCUCCUGCCGAAGGUGGUUAUCCUCCUCCCGAAGGUGGUUAUCCUCCUCCCGAAGGUGUUUACCCUCCCUCUGGUUAUCCUCCCCAAAACCCAACUUAUCCUACUCAAACCACACCUUAUCCUAAUGUUCAACCUCCCUAUUCUUCACCCGACCCCGCUUCUCAACCUUUAAUGUCACAAGAAUAUUCCGCGACUUUAAAUAUGGAAGAACCAGGAUCCGAAAUAACUCAAGAAACCUAUCAUUAUGGUUCAGCUCCUCUUCGUCAACCUCGACGUUUUAAAACUACUAGACGGGUAGAAUUAUCGGAUGGAAAUUUAGUAUUGGAUUGUCCUGUACCUUCUAAGUUAUUACAACAAGUUCAAUUGAAAACUGAUAGAGAAUUUACACAUAUGAGAUAUACGGCCUGCACAGCUGAACCGGACCAUUUCAAGGAUGAGAAAUAUCAACUUCGUCAAAGAAUAUACGAUCCUCCAAGACAAACUGAAUUAUUUAUCGUAUUGACUAUGUAUAAUGAAGAUGAAGUACUUUUUGCUCGUACUUUUCAUAGUGUCGUGAAAAAUGUUUCUCAUCUUUGCAGUCGUGAUCGUUCUCGAGUUUGGGGUAAAGAUGGAUGGAAAAAAGUGGUAGUGUGUGUUGUAUCAGAUGGUCGUCAAAAGAUCAAUAGACGUACUUUAGCUUAUUUGGCAGCUAUUGGGGUUUAUCAGGAUGGUGUAGCAAAAACUAAGGUUAGAGGUAAAGAUGUAACAGCUCACAUAUACGAAUAUACCACUCAAUUUUCAUAUGAUGCUGAUAUGAAAAUUAGGGAUUCUGACCGUGGUAUUGUUCCUGUCCAAGUACUCUUUUGUCUUAAAGAAAAGAACGCAAAAAAGAUUAACUCACAUCGUUGGUUCUUUAAUGCAUUUGGAUCAGUUCUUAAUCCUAAUGUAUGUGUUCUUCUCGAUGUUGGUACUAAACCUGGUGGAUCAUCAAUAUAUCAUUUAUGGAAAGCUUUUGAUAUUAAUUCUAAUGUUGCAGGUGCUUGUGGUGAAAUUGUUGCAAUGAAAGGACCAGGUGGUAAAAAUCUUCUUAAUCCAAUAGUUGCAGCACAAAAUUUUGAAUAUAAAAUGUCAAAUAUUUUGGAUAAACCACUUGAAUCAGUUUUUGGAUAUAUUACUGUAUUACCUGGUGCAUUUUCCGCUUAUCGAUACAUUGCUUUACAAAAUGAUGAAAAUGGUCGUGGACCUUUGCAUGAAUAUUUUUUGGGAGAAGCAGCUCACGGAGGAGGUGCUGGAGAAGAAGCUGGUAUAUUCACUAAGAAUAUGUAUCUAGCAGAGGAUCGUAUUUUAUGUUUUGAAUUAGUAGCAAAACGGGGUAAUUCUUGGGUAUUACAUUAUGUUAAAACUGCAUAUGCCGAAACUGAUGUACCAGAUCAAGUACCAGAAUUAAUUUCUCAAAGACGACGUUGGUUAAACGGUUCAGCUUUUGCAAGUGUAUAUGCAGUUUGGAAUACUCCUAGAAUUUGGGGAAGUGCUCACACUCAAAUUCGAAAAAUUCUUUUAGCUAUUGAAAUGGUUUAUCAGGGAUAUAAUCUUUUCUUCUCGUGGAUUGCUUUGGGUAACUUUUAUUUGACCUUUCAUAUUUUGGGCAAAUCUCUCUCCGAACCUCUUAUCGUCGAAGGACUUUGGAGUGAGACAGCAGGCAGCAUAAUAUUCCUAAUUUUGCGUUAUAUUUACAUAUUAUUACUUAUUGCUGUAUUUGUUUUGUCUUUGGGAAAUAGACCUCAAGGAUACAAAUGGGCUUUCAUGUUUGCAAUAGUGUUCUUUUCUUUUCUUAUGGCUUAUAUGUUAUUCGCGGCAGGAUGGCUCACUUAUAAAGGUGUUCAAAUCCAAUUGGAAGCAAAUAAAGGAAAUAUUACCGGUGCUAAUUUGGGUACAGCAUCGGCUAUUCUUAAUGAUUCUACAUUUAGAAACAUCAUCUUAUCCUCGGUUUCAACAUUAGGAUUAUAUUUUAUAGCUAGUUUCUUAUUCUUUGAACCAUGGCAUAUGUUCACUAGUUUCUUUCAAUAUUUAUUAUUGGUACCAUUCUAUAUCAAUAUUAUGAAUGUUUAUGCCUUUUGUAACGUUCAUGAUGUCAGUUGGGGUACCAAAGGAGAUACUUCAACUGCACCAUCUUUAGGUGAGGCAAAAGUAACCAAAGAUAAAAAAGGAAAUGAAGAAACGGAAAUAGAAAUGCCCGUUGAACAGAUGGAUAUGAACGAUGCAUAUACUGAAGCAGUUGAUGAAUUGAAACGUGGGCAUGAAGAAGAAGUUAAACAUCGUUCGCCAUCGGAAAAACAAGAAGAUUAUUAUAAAUCAUUUCGUUUCAAUGUGGUAAUUUGUUGGAUUUUAACUAAUUUAUUAUUAGUUGCUGUUAUUACUAGUACUAGUGACGUUAUAACUAAAGUCUCAAGUGAAGACAAUAGAGCUAAUACUUACAUGGCAUUUGUUUUAUGGUCUGUGGCUGGAUUGGCUGCAAUUAGAUUCUUUGGUAGCUGUACAUAUUUAUUAUUUAGAUUAUUUACUGGUAAUUAA